CAUGCUGGAGAGGGGUGGAGGGCAGUCUGUCAUUUGUAGAGAAUCACCUUUAGUAUCCCUCGGACGGUCUAACGCCGUCGUCAGUCGCGCGUUUCCGCAUCUCGAAUCAUUUUUAAACACGCUCGCCAACCGUUACCUACCUCUCCGACAUGCACAAAUGCGCAGAAACAGCAAGCACACCGCCCGUUCCGCCGCGACGCAAAAAGCGUAAAGCAAAGUACGCCGGGGCCGUAAAAACUGCUGAAGAUACGUCGCCGAUCCUCAGUAAGUUGGAGAGGAAGCGCGUGGCACCGCCACCACCACCACCGCCGCCGCGAACCAUCCGAAGAGUCAAACCCUACGUCGCUAAAUAUCACCAAGAAGAAGACUCCGACGAAGAACAGACAUCAAACAACCAAUCGCUCGAAAAUGCAGAAGAAACAUCGAACAAGCAAAAUUCCAACAAAACAGAGUCGAUUUCUUUGCCUCAUCAGUUUGAAGACACAGGCUUAGUAUCCACUAAAGAAACCAACAACAAUGCCAACGACACAAACGGCGCAGAAAACAUUUCGAGCUCAUCAAACGAUGGCGCGUUACCGAUAUUCGAGACUCUGGCUAGAAAAGAGGCGAAUAAAUAUCCGCCAUUGCUGUUCACUUUGCACGACUUCCAGAACGUCAUGUCAAACACUUUGCCGAUCGAAGAGGAAACUGGGACAGAGUCGGCCAUUCAGUUCGUGAGUUCCAUCCACGAAUCUUUCCAUGAGUCCUUCCAGCAUUCGCUGGAUGAAGAAGAAAGCGACAUGUGUUUCCGCGUUACCACUACCAAUCUGCCUUUCGGCAAGUGUUUGAAUAAAUGGAACGGCACCUUCGCUGACCAUUUCAUCGAGAAGUUCGAUGACUCCAAUGGUUUCGUAUUCGAGGAUUACAUCGACAGGAGUAGCAAGGUGAACAUUAGGCGAUCGGCUGGACCGAUGUGCCACGACAAUUCUGAUGAAGACCAGCCAGCAGUUCCUCGUUUGACCAAGGUGAGAUUCGUCAUACAGUCACCUAGCUCUUCGACCCCUGAUCACGAUCUGAGCGAAGAUGGAGACAGUUUGCACAACAGUUUACGGAAUGUCAGUCCACUGUCGAACGGGGAAGCUGAUGGCUUCGCUAGUUCCGUGCAGCUGACGGAGAUCACGGAUGAUAUCGAGGAUGUAACUCAGUUUGCUGAUAGUCCACAGGACUCUCGUGACUCCGAUGAGUUUGGUGAUGUGCCCUUUAGCACUGUUUUGAAGGCUAGGGACGCCAACGUUGAGUCUUUGUUCGAGUACAACUGCACUUCGAUGGAUUUCGGUGACGGAGGAUCGUUCGAUGAAGAUGACAUUGAUAAUUCGAAGGGCUCCUUUUGUAGUGUGGCUGCAGAGCAGCUACAGGAACAAUCCUUUGGUCCCUGCCAGGUUGAGAAACUGUCUAUGAAUGAAACGGACGAGAGUUUAAUGAGAUCGGAAGCGGAUUAUGGGAUGGGACGCAGUUCCGCGAUGGAUGGGUUUGAAGAGGAUCGGAGGAAGAUCGAGGAUGAUAACUCGCUGUUGGAAUCUUUGAUUGAUCGUGUAAAAUGUAAUGGAGAGUUUGAAACUAGAAAGGACAAGAUUGGACCGAUGCGAUUGGAUCCGCUGGUAGAAGCUUAUGGGUAUGUUAACAAGGAUGUUGAAGUUUAUGAACAGACGGUUUCGAAGACUGUGGAUAAAAAUGUGAAUGUUGUUAUUGAAGAGAGAUUGGAAGAGAAUAUGGAAAAUACUCAAUUCGAUAAAGAGGCAUUAAUUUGUGAUCAAGAUUUUGAGACUAGCGAACAAAAAUUGCCGAUAAAUGCAGCUUUUGAUCAGACAUUAAUAACGAACGAUGAUGCAAAAGAGAAUUUAUUACCGGAUAAUUCAGAUAUCAAUGCUGUUGAGAAAGUAUCUUCGAUGGAAGAGAGAAACAACGAUGAAUUCGAGUCAAUAUCAUUCGAUUCAACCGAUAAAUCGAGUCAACAAUACAAGCGAAAGCUUUUCGUAAGUGAAUCGCUUCGGAACAUAGUUAUUCAGCGGGACUUCUCGUCGAAUGAGUCCGAAGAUCAUAACCAGUUUUCUGAAGCAAGAGAAAAUGGACUAGAAGUUCACGAUUCAUAUAUAAACAAACUUGAUAACGAUUACGAAGAAUUAAAUGCUAAGGGAAACGAGGGGAAAGUGGUGAACGCCUCGUUCCCUAAGGACGAUUGCAAAAUGAAAGAAUAUGUUCAACAAGUUGACAGUGUUAGCGUUCCAGUUAGCAUUAGACGGAACUCAUUCCUGGAAAACAUGCUUUGCGAAGACGAGACUGAGACCUGGACCGGUUCAACAAGUUGUGAGAUUGUUGCUGCCCAUCCGAAAUCGUCCUCAUGGAUGAAAAUAAAAAGUCAUAUAGGCAACAAGGAAGAAAAUAAAAUAUCACGUAGGUUAAACGAAUCGAUAAAAAUGGAUGUUGAAAUCCAGAAAGUGUUACAGGAGUCCCAAGAGAAUCUCAAGAAGAUGGAGACUCCAGUUCUAAAACCAAGGUCCUCUAGGAUCAUCCAACCUUCCAAGAAACAAGCCGGAGAAGUAAAAUGCGCCGUACUAAACGAAUUACUCUCCAAUUUCAGCAACAUUAAAUUACGACCAGUAAACAAUGAGAGACAAAAUGACAGCGAAGGUAUCUUCCAAGCAAGGAGAACCGAAAUAAAAUUGGAAAUAUCAGAAGAUAAAUCUCAUCAAGAGAAAAAUAAAAAGAACAUGAAAUCCCCAACUAUCAGCCAAACUCAAACUACUCAAGUCUCGCCAAAGUCACCAAACACUUUCAAACACUUUCAAACAUCAGAAACAAAAGAAACUUCCACAAAACCAGACAAAUUCGACUUCCCAAGAACAUCCGCAUCAGAGCCUGAGUUUCUAAGGGCCAACGCGAACAAAGAGAUAGUAAAAGUGUUGGUUCACAGAUCCGAGCAAGACGAUGAAGAAGAUGAGGCAAGAUCACCAAGAAGGUUCCACGGAGUUCGGAUCGAGCCAAGAGAAACGCGUUCGAGCAAGGACCACGUGCCCCGAAAACUGAUAAAAGACGACAUUGAAGUAGAGAGCUCCGCGGUGCCUCUGCAGUUACCGAGUUGCAGCGAAAAGACUGACGCAAGGGUUAGCAGUGAUGAGGAGUUAGGCGACGGCCACACGGUGAUGGACAGUGACCCGGCGGACUGGGCGCAGUUAGAUUUAAGCAGGAGGACGGGUAGUGGCGCCAGAAGUGCCAUAGCUAGGAGGAUUCCUCGACCCCAUUGUAAUAAUAAUGACAAUAACAGGGCCGUAACACCCGUAGCUGUAAGUGACGACCAAUCCCGCGACACUGUAACAAUAACCCCCGGUAGAGUUAGAAGCUUCGUUAAGUACUACGAGAUUCGACGGGAGGCAACGACCGACAGAGAUUCUAAAACUAACGAUAGAGAUAGAGUAGAUAGGGACAAAACGACGGGACACCGGUCGGUGGUCAGCAUACGCAGGGGCCUGGAGGCGAGGGCAAACGAGGCUAGGUCCUAUGAGCCGAAAAAGGACAACGCUCGUUCGACAACGGAGACCGGGUACAUCGAAUCGAUCAAGACGAAGUACAAGUGCGCCGCGGUCACCAGUAUGGUCAGGAUCGAUGAGGAAAAUUCGGAACAAUCGAGUGAUCUGAGGAGAAACGACGGCGAAUGUUUGCCGGUGAAGGGAAAAGAGGAUGGGAAACCUUCCGGUGACUCGAGCAAGCAACCUGGUAAAGUUAAGAGGAAGAAGUCGGUGAAGUUUCAAGGUGGACACACUGUGAUCGGUGCGAAAUGUUCUCGAGAUGAUGGCCCCGCGGGGAGCCAGGAUGCCGAGUCGCCGGCAAAGGGAACAGCUCCUGAUGGGCUCGGAGAGGUCCUGAAUGGAGCAGGGGACCGCGAAACUGCGGACCAAAAGGAAACCCCGGACGCUGACGCUUGGUCUUUCGAUAAACGAGAAAUUGCUGCACAGAUACAAGCCGCAGCAGAACGCGGGGAAUGUUCAGGUAUUAACCGCUUCGUUCCAAAUCCAGAAACCCCACGCCUCGUAUUUUAUUGUACUGUAUAGUUAAACCGUAGUUUCUACAAGCUGUUGUCGUCGUUUCCUCGAGUCUCAAAUGAAAUCUAUCCGCGAUGUUUCGUAGCGUCACAGUAUCAUUAAUUCUUCGAGCUUUCGUUCGAGUCCUUGAAGCAAGAACAGAUUUCAUAGUGUUCUGCGAGAUCAAUCUGAUAAAGUGACUAAACAAUAAUCGUAAUACCGGAAACUAUUUAUUUCUAUUUUUCAAAUGGCAACGCGAAAUGAACGAAGUACUUAAACUAAUGAUACAGACAAUAAUUUAUUAAAAGCAUCUAAGUUGAUGUAACAAUAUGAAUCUAAUCAGAAUAUAAUCUCAUGAUUUUUAAAAAUUACAUAUAAUCAUCUUUUAAAUACAAAUUGAUCGUUUUGAAAAAUAAUACAUUUUUUUAUAACAAAUCUGAUAUAAUUUUACCCAUCACUUCAUAGAUGUAAUGUUUAUGGUAGGAAUUAUAUUUUUGGGGGUAAUCGUAUGCGAACUGUAAAUACGUAAAAUCUAUAGUAUAUAAAUGUUUGAUCAGAGAAAUGUAGGUUUUUCGGAAGGAUUUAGGAUUGCUGAAGAUUUAAAGGUUGAAACAGACUUUUCGGUCAAGUGCAUUAGGAACGGCUGCUAUUUAUUCUAUUUUCCCUGCAUCGGGCGGUUCGUUUCCAUGGCGAUCCACGGAAUUUCUUGCAUCAUUUUGUCUGACUUAUUUUACGUAUUUCCGGAUAAUGGGGCUCAGCCAGAUUUAUUGGCCCCUCGACGAACGGUAGCGUAACGAAAACAAGAAACGAUGCAAUUUGUGGCCUCAUUUGAAUCAGUAUUCCUUGCGCAAUGGAGUAAUUAAUUCCACCAAAUUUCGUGUACAAUAUUGAUAGAAUAUAUACCGAAAAAUUCACGUACGAAUCAUUAGAUCAAUUCUUCAUGAAAUUAGUAAAUAUUAGUAACAAUUGAUUAAUCGUUUACGUAAUAAUUUUACAUUGAUUCUUUGUUAAUAAGAAACGGAAUAUAAAAUUUUAAUUAUAUCGUUUUCCUUUUUUUACUAAUAUUUUUAAUAAAACACUUAAUAACAAUUAAUCUGUUCUAUUUGAUUUUUUAUUAUAUAUUGUAUUUUAGUUUUAAAUGUAUUUUAUGUACAACCUCAACGUCCUGAUGUAGCAAUAUUGUUUAUAAAUUUAUUGUAUAAUAUUGUUAAUUUUUAUAUUUACCUAAUCUUCAAAAUGUGCUUAAUAGUUUUAACAUAGUUUUUUUAAUCUUAAAUGGUACACAACAGAGAUAUUAUACUAUCGUAUGGAUGUUAACAUUUUUUUUUAACGGCCAACUUAAUUAUUCUUUAAAACAAGUCAACUUCAUUUUUCUAGUUACUUAGGCAAUCAAUUCCUCGCUGUAUACGAUUUCAGCAAAGGCACGCGAUUCGUCGGCUAAAACAAAAUUUAAAACUGCCAAACUUGUAGUUACUGCACCAAAGCAAACGGUUUCAGAACAAGUUAUUAGAAUUUCAGUUUCGGUUGCACUCAACAUUCGAUACUGCCAAAUUUCUAGAAUAAUCAGAUACCAAUCCAAACGUUACAUUCCCUAAAAAAGUACGAUUUCUUUUGCCCAUACUCUUUAUUCAAACAUAAUUGAUCAAAUAUAUCCAAAGGACAAUAAUAUUUUGACACGUAGACUGCCGAUUUAAUAAUCAUAAAAAUCCCAUAAAUUUAAAACGUUAACAAUUUUGUUAACGACACAAACAGAGAAGUCAAUAUUGUUCAAUUAAAUUAGAAAUCAGGUUAUAGAUCCAAAAUAUUCGGCGCGUCCAAUAAUCCGAGAAUUAAUUCCAGAAAAUUAAUUUUAAAAUCUCAGGAAAAUCAAAUCAAUUAUUCAAACUCGAGUGACACGAUGGAGAAAAUAUGAAUAAAUUCAUGAAAAUACGAAAGAAAAUUUUAAUGACAAUUAUGAAUCUGUCUUGCGCACUAAGAAUCUGUUCUUCCGUUCGAGCUGUCCUAUUAGCACCGUCGGCUUCCGUUUCACGGCGUACGCGAAACUGAAAUGGCGAAUAGCCUUUAGCUCUGUUAUUGUCGCAACCAUCCUGGCGCGACUUCAUUCUAGGAGAACAUUGUUUUUCGGCAACACAGCGUAUCGCAAGAUAUCCGCUCGCGCGUAUCAUCCCCGUCGCCCUGCGCAUAUUCUAAUUAUUACAGGGAGUAAUUUACGUGGCUGAAUAGCGGCAAAAUAAUAUACUUGUUGCGCUGUUGCGUUAUGUAUACGUGUUCACCAGAUCAAUUUAAUGCAUAUUGAAUAGAACGUGUCGUAAAAAGUACUACCAUUUCGAUGGACGCGGCUCGCCGUUGAUUCAGACAAGUGCAAUUAAUUGUGUAAAUCCGUGUGUAAACAAACGCGCAGUAUUUACGGUGUUCGAGUCGCAUGAAUCAAUAAUUCGAUGCGCGUUUAAUAUUGUUAAUGCAUCGAUCACCAAAAACGCGAUGUUUGGAGACAAUGGUUUAUGAACAUCUGUUGAUCGUUAAACAUAAGAGAAAUACAAUAGAACUUGUGUUUUGUUCAUUAUUAAUUAAGUCGAUUACAAAUUAAGAACAGAAAUAUAAUUGAAAAAUUGCUAUUAUUAUUGUUAUAGAUAUAAUUAUUUAGCAUCUUUAUUUAAUGAUUUCUUUAAUUUCAACUAUAUACAAGCUGAAACACUUAUUUAAUUCUUUCUUAUUAACAGAAUAAAAGAUUAAAUGCUUUCGUCAUUAUCGUUAAUUCAGGAUACCAUUAACAAAAAUGAAGUGAAAAAUUUUGUGAAAUUUUCCCAGGAACACCGUUACGGAUUUCACCAGCAAUCGAGAUGAAAGUACUUUUUAAAUCAUUGACACGGUGUAGGUGAUAUAUAGCGGUUUUCCUUUUGUUCUUAAAGCGUGCAAUCCGUCAGCCAAAUGAGACUUAACGCGGUGUAAUUAUUGCAAUCGUUUUAUUAUCCUCUGUUGAUUUAUUCUAAGUACGAUGGUUUAUCAUGUGCUCGUCGAACGCAUUACUGUAUACGAUGUAGGUGGAAGUUAAUGAUAACUGUGUGAGUAACAAUGUCGUUGACACCUAGAAUACGUAACUGAAAUGCUUCUUACGAUGUAGUAUUAUCGUCAGAGGGUCGAAACCGAAAUCAAAACUAAGAUGACACCGAUAUGAUCAAAGUCUCCAACUGUAGUUUUAUGAAAGAAGAAACUAAUUGCCAAUCAGAAUGUUAACUUUCCUCUGAUUUUUCUCGGUGAUUUGCAACUAUAAUUAUGAGAAUGUCAAUAUUCCAACCAUAGCGUCGCAUAAAAGUUUCCCUUUUGAUCAUAAUUCCCAACCAUAAUUCUGCGAAAGCAGCAUUCUCCGAGAGAGAUUUUUCUCUUCGUGAUUUCUCUCUGGAGAUCACUCUGAACUAAUAAUCUGACCGUAACACACUGCCGGAUACGUCAUUUUCGAUCACAGUUUCCCGGACGUAAUCCAGAUAGUCCGAUAUGCUUUGCAAGGCAAAUCUCGUUCUUCAUUGGCCGCGUAUAAUUAUUAAAUCUAUAAUCGAAGGGAAUCGAAUUGACGGGAAUGAAGUGCGCUCGCUGUUUAUCGACCUGGCAAUCAAAAUUUAAUGAAUAGAGUAACUGUAUAAAAUUAUUGUGGGAAACCGUUCAAAUGAAAUUUCGGAAAUGUAGAUAUUUAUAUUUUCGAAAAAGAAUCCUAAAUCAAUUUACGAAAAUUACACGUGAACGUGAAUAAUGAACAUAUGUUUCAAAAUUUUAAAUGUACUGAAAUUCCUUUCGUUUCUGAGCUUUUUGUCAAUUAUUAUAUGACCAUGAUUCUUUUCAAGCCGAAAAGACUAUUUUUCUGCUUCGCAAUCUGUGUUUUUUAUGAGUUUAUAGAUGAAUGACGAAUGUUAGAAUGCGUGACAGAAUAAUAGCCCUUCUGAUAGAAUUCCGGCGGAAAUUUCUCAGUGAGCAUCGAUUUCAUUAUUGUUAACAGAAUGACGGAUGUAAUUACGAGUGAAAAAUUACUUGAGAAUCCUGAUUGAGAUGACGGCGAAUGAUAUUUCUAUCAUCGCUUUGAUCGUGAGCGUGACCGUACCAGUGGUUAUUACGGUUUCGACUCUCUGAGUAUUAUAUGCGCACAGUUACGGCCAUUCGUGUUCGCACUAUAUGCAAAUAUUGAAUAGAAGGUGAAGAGGUUCAAUUUCGGUAUAAAAAGUAUACAUGGGAUUUCCUUUCAUAACACGUUUUAAACGCUACACUUCUCAUUUUAUUAUUCAAUCCAGUCUUCAGUAUCUCAAUGUCUGAACAAAAGAAUAACUAAACUACUCUAUGCGAUAUUAAUAUUGCAGCGUGCAGAAGUUUUAAACUUCUUCAACAGACAUUGGAAAUGAAUUCGUACUAAGGCACGUAACACAUAAAUUGCAUGCACUCCAAAUCAAUUUUAUACAUAUUCUAUUUCAUCCCAACAACGCUUUUAUUUUAUAUUUUGUGUCCAGUUUCAGUUAAUUGGAAAUUUUAAUGGAUCAUCUAAAAUUGUGUAUGACGGAAAUAUUAUUUAAAUUUUUAUGUGUAUGAUAUUACAGUUUACUUCUUUUUUAAAAUUCCAUUUGAUUGAACAAAUUUCCACGAAAAAUUGAUUCAAUAAAUAUUGGAAUUCGGGAAGAGUAAUAGGGAAACGAUAAAUUCGUUGACUUUUUUCCCUUUUAUUCGACGCUUGUGUUCGGUACGAAAUAGAAUGGAUGUGACUGUGUAUAUAUGUUUAUAGAGAUACAUAUGUAUAUGUAAUAUACUUGUACAAGAUGAAUGUGAGUAUUAUUACACGAUAAUUGUUCUGUAAAACGCAAUGCGACUGAACCAGCCCCCCCUCCCCCACACACACCCUACACCCCUGUUCGUUGUACCACAUUUUAUAACGUUAAUUUACAUAGCCAGAUAGCGAGAAAGCACAGGAAGCCUAAGUUGGACGAGUUAAAUCGCAUUUAGGAAAAUAUCUCGUGUAGCAGCGCACUUUGAACCCACAUAUUGAUAAAAAGCAAUAAAAAAACAAACGGUGCAGUGGAUUCUACUCGCGGCGUUGCUUUCGGAAAACUUCUUCGCCGGAUAAAGUCUGAUUCUUGUACGAAUUGACCCGAGGAAAAUAUAUUCAUUGAAUCAAACCUGACUUUUGUACAGUUAAUAUUGUUGAUUUCUUGACUUGAAACCACCAUGAAAAUGAAAAGAGAAAGAAUAGAAGAAAGACAUGAACGUAAAGAAGUGAAACUGCUGAAAUGAAGAUAUGCAAUGAAUAAAAUUUAAAACAAUAAGCUGAUAUUAAAUGUAACCCAAAAUUGUGGUAUUGAAUUUUUUCAUUUUAUUUUUAUACCUUCCAAAUUUAUGAUUAAUUAAUUAAUUGCAAUUAAGUAUAAGAAUUUAAUUGCAUCAUUGCUUGUGUCAUUGGUCUUUUUCAGUUGCAUACGAAAACAAACGUGUGGACUCGUAUUAAUGCUUCUAACAAUGAACUAAACUUGAUUCUUAAUAUUUCGCUUAUACAAAACCAGCCGUGAACUUAAAAAUAAUUAUUUCGCGUAAUGAAAGAUUCAGGCGCUCCGUUCAUUACGCUCACAAUGUUCUAUUAUUUACGUAGUUUCAUUCAAAGCUUCUUUUAGACUUUUAGUACUAUUAUUUCAUUUCAUUCUUUUGAGUCCCUUCACUGUGUUCGUAUAUUAUUCCACGGUGUCUACGAGAAACAAUUUUCUUAAUUACAGUUGAUAUAAUUAAACUCGCAGGUAUCGAAGUACAUAUUUAUUUUCCAAAUUAAAAUUGACAUAAUUGCAAAAUAUUACAUUUAUACAAAUAUUAUAUUACCUCAUAUUUUAUCAGUUUUAAAAUAAUUUUUAAUAAUAAAAAUGUUAAAUAGGUACUUCAAAAAAAAUAUUGUAAAGAAAAAAUUAAUUUAGACACAUUUAGCAAGUAGCGUUUUUCAUUUGUCUUUCGAUAUGGACUUGAUCACUAUUUUGGAGUAUUCAUGUUCAUUUCGGAAUAAAUGUUGCCCCGCAUUGCAGUGAACGUUUAUAUAUCCGCUAAAUGCUGAAU
Molecule: messenger RNA, 10121 nt
Organism: Nomia melanderi (Alkali bee)
Lineage: Eukaryota; Metazoa; Arthropoda; Insecta; Hymenoptera; Halictidae
Cellular component (GO): cytoskeleton
Molecular function (GO): protein binding
Source: RefSeq, a predicted model, not a curated record